Molecule: messenger RNA, 1491 nt
Organism: Chroicocephalus ridibundus (black-headed gull)
Lineage: Eukaryota; Metazoa; Chordata; Aves; Charadriiformes; Laridae
Gene: LCA5L
Product: lebercilin LCA5 like
Exons: 6
Coding region: 1-1491 (496 amino acids)
Biological process (GO): intraciliary transport
Cellular component (GO): axoneme
Source: RefSeq, a predicted model, not a curated record
AUGAUUUCCCAGAAAAAAAAUGCAGUGGCUCAGCGAAUAUCAUCAGCAAGGCUUCACGAAAUUAAAGAGCUGAAAAAUGAAAUAUUUUAUGUACAACACCAAUUAGAAGCAUUAAGCUUAGAAAACCACGUUUUGAAACAGCUUCACGGUCGACACUCGAAAGCAAUAGGUAGAUACGAAAAUUCAGAAAGUAACUUGCCAGAUCUUUUAGCAAGUCAUUAUAAUGAGGUGAGAACGUUAAGGCAACUCCUGAGGAUGUCUCAGGAAGACGAGAGAAAUACAUCCAGGAAGCUCAGAAAAGUUGAAGCAGAGCUGCUGAGAGCUAAAGAUGCUUUGCAGACCUUGCUUAUGCUUUCAGAAAACAAAGCUCUUGUGGAGAGAGAGGAACUUGAUUACAGAUUAUCAGUCCUUACAGAAAAAAUAAAAGUGAACGAUAAGAGAAUACAGAGCCUAGAAAAGCAGCUGAAGUUGAACAAUAGCACCUUUAGUCGUCAGCUGGCAAAUGAGAACAAAAAUGCUGUGGAAGCUGGGAUAAUUACAAAGAACUUGAAAAUGGAAAUUAACUCUCUUCACAAAAAAAUUAAGGAAAAGGAUCGGCAACUUCAUGUAAAAAAUAUCUAUGCCAAUCGGAUGUCUAAAAUCCUAAAAGACAAAAGUGAUUCAGUACCUCAUGAAAAAAGUCUUAGUAAAAACAGAUCAGUACAAGUAGAUAAACAGAGUUUUAGAUCACUGCUGCUGUCACCGUACCAAACUCAGGAAACAGAAAAAAGUCCAGUUCAGCUAACAAAGGAGAAAAAGUCUUCAGAAGAUGAAAAUCAAAAAGCUAAAGCAAAUGAAGCAAAUACAGAUGCCCAAUGUAGAACAGAAAAGCAAUCAACCAAGAAAAUACCAAAGCCAGAAAGUUUUAAUAGAACACGUAGAGAGUAUUUACGGGAAGGCAGACUACUGAUGGAAGAAUAUGCUUGUUUGGAAUUUAUGAAAGAAGAAGAAAAAGAGACAGAUUUGCUUAAACGGGAGCUGAAAAAACUGAUGAAAACUGAACAAACUCCUCUAAGUGACAGCAUAAAAGAAAACAAGCAAGAGGAAGAAUACGAAAAAGAAGAAAAAAAGCCAGAUGAACGGCUAAAUAACAGUGAGAAGGCGAGGAGUAAAUGUGUAACUCCAGGUCCAAGAAACAAAACACCCAUUAGGCUGAAAAAAAAAUACAUCUUCUCAGAAGCCACUAAGAAUUUGCACCAUGGACUUCCUACAUCAGGUACAAAAUCCAAAAAAGGCAGCCUUUGCAACCAUAGGUGUGCAGGUCAGGACUGCAGUGAGACAGCUGAAUCAAAAGUGGAAAAUUCCUUUGGGCUAUAUGAACCGUCUUUUGGUAAAGUUACCAAAACAAGGCCGAAGGACAGUUCCACUGAAGCAGAAAGCUGCGCUCAUACGACAUUUGCUGAAAGCAAAAACACUCUUAUGAAAGAACUCUUUGGGCCGGGCGGCGUUUGA